Messenger RNA from Lingula anatina, 621 nucleotides. RefSeq lists its product as uncharacterized. The record is from RefSeq and is a predicted model, not a curated record. Gene Ontology annotation, biological process: proteolysis. Gene Ontology annotation, molecular function: cysteine-type endopeptidase activity. NCBI's taxonomy places the organism in Eukaryota, Metazoa, Brachiopoda, Lingulata, Lingulida, Lingulidae.
AUGACGAUUUUGAUGACCAAGUACAAGAACAAUUCCGAACCAAGGGGUCGUGCACUCAUCAUCAACAAUAAGACAUUUUCCGUGGACUGGCUUCCAAAACGUGAUGGUACCGAGGUAGAUGUUGAUGCCUUGAGGAAACUCUUCAGUUACCUCCAUUAUGAGACAGACGUUGUCAAUGACCUGACUGCAAAUGAAAUGAAGGAAGAAAUAGAACAAGAAAGUCGAAGAGACUAUCACAAGAACUACGAUUCUUUCAUCUUGUUUCUACUGAGCCAUGGUACCAAGGGUGCUGUUUAUGGAACGGAUGGCUAUCAAUUGCCCUACAAAUAUAUUAAGACCAUUUUGAAUAACAAGAACUGUCCCGGCCUGAGGGGCAAACCGAAAAUGAUAUUUAUUCAGGCUUGCCAGGGAAGUAAGUUAUGGGAUAUAAAGGGCAGUGGGUCACUGCCGGAUGGGCAAACAAUUCAACAGCCACAGCAAGCACCACUUGAAGCAAACUUUGGCGAUGAGAUACCCGAUGCGCCACACGAGUCAUUCGCUGAUCCGAUCAUGUCCGAUUUUCUCGAGGUCCAUGCGACAUCACCAGGUACUUCGGCCGUGUCGCUUUGUAUGCCAUUUUAA